AUGUUCAAAAACAGACAUUGGAUAUUCCAACAGGACUCUGCACCAGCUCAUAGGGCACGAAGCGCGCAAAACUGGUUGACCGUCCGUGGAGUUGGCUUUAUCGGACAUGAAGACUGGCCCUCUUCUAGUCCAGAUUUAAACCCACUGGAUUACAAGAUAUGGCAACAUUUGGAGGAGAAAGUCUGCGCUAAACCUUAUCGGAAUUUGGAAUCUCUCCGAGUACCUUUGGCUAAAGCAGCGGCAGAAAUAGUUUGGCUUGGAGUGUGGUGCGUGCUGCGGUUGAUAAUUGGCCGCGGCGAUUAA
This is a messenger RNA of Parnassius mnemosyne (clouded apollo), 303 nucleotides long. NCBI's taxonomy places the organism in Eukaryota, Metazoa, Arthropoda, Insecta, Lepidoptera, Papilionidae. The record is from the annotation of a GenBank genome assembly.